AUGGUGCUUUAUUCUGAGCAUCAACUGGCACAUUCCUCAAAACCAUGCAUUAACAUUCCCGAGGACAACGAUACUAUAACAAGACAAGUAACGAGGAGCAAAGAUGAAGAGUUGAAAAUUUACCCGCUGCUGUUCACGUUCCAAUUAGCUCAUGAAGGUCAUAAACACCUUCAAGAGAACUACACAGAAAUUUAUACAUCUGUGAAGAAACACCAUGAGUCUCGAAACAAAGAAUAUCCGGAACUUAUUUUUGUUGUUCUGAAUCCCUCUGUUUUACGCUGGUACGAAGAUGGAGAAGAGGUAUACAACGUGUGGUAUUCAUCUGCAGUGGAGAAAUUUCACGAAGAGUUCGAUGAGCACUGGUUCAAGCAUAUGCAAACUCAUAUGGAUAGGUUUCCAGAUCCAAGAAUGGCUCACGCGCCAAUGGAGGAGUUUGCUGCAGAAGAUUUGAUGCAUCUUACAAAACGAUUCGGCUUCCGCAAUUACGACACAGGUGAAGGCUAUGUUCGAACUGUUACCAACAGAAAAUUCUUACCGAGAAAAGAAGGGAAAACGAAAAAGAUGCACCAUAUGACUGCUAAAGCCAUAAAAGCGAUGGAAGUUGAGAUUGAAAAGCCCCUCAUGGAUAUCGAAAUGGAAGACUCAAAAGUUGCAUUGAAGCAAACGGAAGGAAAUAUUGAGAAAAAAAUGGAACAGGAUGAGAGAAGGGAUGGUCACGUUUUCAAAAUUCCAGCAAUACCCAUAAAUGAACCAAGACCGUCCGAGAAAUUUAUUAAACCUGUGGAAGAGCAAAGAAAAUCAUCCGAUGCGACUGAACAAAAGCCACCAGGCUCACAAGAUAAUCUAGAUGACGAAGAAACCGAGGACGAUGGGAAAGACGUGUCUCCCGAUGGAGUGAUCGUGUAUCCAGAGAACUUGAAUGAUUUUUUCCGCCACAUGAGAGCAAAGAAAAACCAGAAAAAUCGUCUUCUCAAAGAGCUUGAAGAUCGCGUUGUCAAGGAGAGACCUGCUAGGAAGAAAAAAGUGGACCAUGUUGCAGUAGAAGAAAACAUUUUACCCGAGGGCGACGAAGCUGAUGCCAAAGAUACCACUGAUGCAAAACCAACCCUUACCGAAAGAGACCCGUUUGACCAAUUUGCAAUACCGCAUCAUUGGAACAUGCUCGGUUCAUUACAAUCAGAUUCAAGCUGUCAGCCAUCAACGUCGGGAUUACAACCAGACCAUCGUGGACGUCCAAAGCGGCAAAGACAGGAGCCUGCCCAAGUGUACAAGCCCGAAAAAAUCAAGUUCCGACCAACCAAACGACGAUGA
Caenorhabditis briggsae is the source of this 1311-nucleotide messenger RNA. The coding region runs from base 1 to 1311 and encodes 436 amino acids. The transcript has 6 exons. NCBI's taxonomy places the organism in Eukaryota, Metazoa, Nematoda, Chromadorea, Rhabditida, Rhabditidae. The record is from RefSeq and is a predicted model, not a curated record.